Messenger RNA from Chenopodium quinoa (quinoa), 2176 nucleotides. Its product is annotated as WD repeat-containing protein DWA2-like. Gene Ontology annotation, biological process: protein ubiquitination. The coding region runs from base 914 to 1375 and encodes 153 amino acids. Gene Ontology annotation, molecular function: protein binding. Lineage: Eukaryota; Viridiplantae; Streptophyta; Magnoliopsida; Caryophyllales; Amaranthaceae. The record is from RefSeq and is a predicted model, not a curated record. The transcript has 7 exons.
UACACCAAACUCUUCAUCAAUGCUCCAAUUUCAUUUUCUUGUAACUCAAUGAAACUAUUUAAGAUAUAUACUAAAUUCGGGGCCCCUAAAAUUUGGGGGAGUGUUUAACAUUUUUGUUUAGCCCCAUGUUUGCAUGAAGACCAUAAACUCUUAAUCCAACUUUUCCACUGCCCUGCGGCAGUUGCAGAAUGCAGAUUGAUAUUGCUUAAAUUAGAACCUGAGGAGGUUUUUCCCACCGAUCAAAUGCUAUGAUGUUUAUUUCCUUUCAUUGGAGAUAAUUGAUUUCACUACUCUGAGGAUGAUAUGGAUGCUACAGUCACCUGAUUGAGAUGGGGCCUUCAUAUAUUCCUUUCUUUCUUGUUGCAUGUAAUUAUGCUGCUGAGAGUAGACAAUUAUGCUACAUAAUGACUCUAACUCUCUCAAGUACUUGAAAUUAUGUGCAUCUUGCAAUUUGAAGUGUUAGAGAUAAAAAAAAUACCCCUUUGUCUGAAAAUCUGAAUUCUUUGGAAUCAACACUCACAUUUACUAUUUUGAGAUGUUCGGAAAAAAUGUGCAUCGGUGAAUCCCUAAUUAUAGGGGGGUUUGGACAGUGUGAAUACUUAUUUUUGGCAGAGGGGAUAGUUUUGUUAAUGCAAGCAGUUGUGCCUUGUAGUUGCUGACAAAGAGCGGUGCCCAGUUAAUCUUUUUUAUUGAUUUUGCCAGGUUGAUUUUGGUCAGGGAAAGAAAGCUAGGGGACAGCCUGAAUCAUCCUUUCGGGUGAAGCACAGGCACUCAGAAACAAUGAGAACGAAACCCGGGAAUAUGAUGGAAACUACACUUUGUUUAGAGUUAUAAUGAUUGUACACUAGUGAUCAUUUGGGUGACCAUACAAAUAAUCAGCUCUAUGUUGGGAAUCUGAUACCCUAAUGUUUGGAUGAUAUUGAUAUAUUUUAAAAAGGAUUCGAACUUUUGGCGCAUUUCUGGUUUUCCGGGUUCUUGUCCUUUUGAUCAGCGUAUCUUCUCUACCGUCUUUUUCAAUGGUGAAUCAUAUGGAGCAGCCAUAUGGCAGAUUCCUGAAUUGUAUGGCCAGUUAAAUUCGCCUCAGUUGGAAAGGAUUGCUGCUCUUGAUGCACACAGUAGUAAAAUUAAAUGUGUUCUUUGGUGGCCUAUAGGAAGGCAUGAUAAAUUAAUUAGCAUUGAUGAGCAGAAUCUGUUCUUGUGGAGUUUGGAUUCUUCAAAGAAGACCGCUCAGGUACAGUCACAGGAAUCAGGUGGUGUGCUUCAUUACCUAGCUGGUGGAGCAUGGGAUCCUCAUGAUGUGAAUUCUGUUACAUUAACUAGUGAAUCAGCAAUCCAGCUCUGGGAUUUACGGACAAUGAAGCAAGGAACCUCCUAGAGCCAGGUUUUGUUGCAUCUGCGGAAGACUUGCAAUCGCAGCAUGAUGAGCGAGAUGCUACUGCUUAAGGUCACCCAUCUACAUUCCAACAGCCUGAAGUUAUCAUGAAUGAUUUAAGUGAGCAGGCUUGUGCUACUCAAGAGCAAGGAGAGAAGUGAAUGUAUGUUUGGAAAGACUCUUCAAAGUCUUUGUCAAGGAAGGUAAUGUUCUACUGGUUACAGGGAUCAGUUUCAGAAGGUACAAACCGAUCUCCAAUACAUGAAAAGCUUCUUCAAGGACGCAGAGAGGCUCAAAAGGAAAAACGAGGUUCUGAAAUGCACUCUAGCUGAUUUGCAAGAGCUUGUCUAUGAAGUUGAAGAAAUACUUGCAGAUCGCCAGCUUUUGUCAGAUAGCUCAGGAAAACUUCUUUAUGGAUUUUCCCCUAUAAAGGUUCCAUCCAAAUACCAAAUGGGAAAGAGGCUGGGGGAAAUUAGUGAAAAUAUUACUAGCAUCAGAAAUAAUCUCAUCUUUUUUUGCGCCGCUUUCUCAGUCUCUACAUGGUAAUGCACAAGAAGAUGGACCACUGAGAUGGAGUUCUCCCAUCUAUGAUCAUACUCAUAUAGUUGGAUUAGAAGGCGAUACAAGAAAGCUCAAAGAUUGGUUAUUUCAGGUCGAUAACAGUAGCAUACUAUCCAUUGAAGCUGUAUUCCCUUUAAAAACGUUUCAACAUAAGUGACGUUUUAACAUGCUAUCAAACAGAGCAACCAAAAUUCCCAAUUUGCCCUAUGAUGCACUUCUGGUAGGAUAUGUAAUUCAUCACUA